AGUGUCCAGGAACGUGACGGCUUGCCAGUCUGUGCGUCGAUUGCACAACUUUCCACAAGCCAAAAACUCAAGGUCCAACCCAGAGUACCUCUCCCUCCUUAGAGGUGCUAGCCGACACAAAAGGAACAGGUUGUGUGUAAAGAAAAUCUAAAGAAUGGGAGACUGGUCGUUUCUAUCCAAACUUCUGGACAAGGUUCAAGCUCACUCCACUGUCAUCGGGAAGAUAUGGAUGAGCGUGCUCUUCAUCUUCAGGAUCCUGGUCCUGGGGGCGGGGGCCGAGAGCGUGUGGGGGGACGAGCAGUCGGGGUUCAUCUGUAACACCCAGCAGCCCGGCUGCGAGAACGUGUGCUAUGAUCACGUCUUCCCCAUCUCCCACAUCCGCUUCUGGGUCAUGCAGAUCAUCUUCGUGGCCACGCCAACCCUGAUGUACCUGGGACAUGCCCUGCAUGUCAUCCACCAGGAGAAGAAGAUCCGGCAGCAGCUGAAGCAGCACAAAGAGAACGGCACGCUAAAGACCCCCAAGUACACCGACGACAGGGGCAAGAUCAAGAUCAAAGGCAACUUGCUAUGCAGCUACAUGACGCAGCUGCUCUUCAAAAUCAUCUUCGAGACGGCGUUCAUCCUGGGCCAGUACUACCUGUAUGGGUUUGUCAUGGUUCCUAUGUUCCCUUGCUCCAGGAAACCUUGCAAGUUCACGGUCGAGUGUUAUAUGUCCCGGCCGACGGAAAAGACCAUCUUCAUCAUCUUCAUGCUGGUGGUGUCGUGCAUCUCGUUGGCCUUGAAUGUCGCCGAAGUCCUUUACCUGCUGUGCACUAGAGUGAAGUGCAGACGACGAAGGCCGGUCCAGAAGCAGCAGAAGAUCUACACAAAGUAUCCCAGCGGAUCUACCUCGCUUAGCUGGCAGAUGCAGGUGGACCGCGAGGAGGGAAGCCGGCAGAACGAGAUGAACCUUAAGCGGGAGAGUGAUCAGAGUCGGCUCCAGAGUACCGACGGGAACUGGGAUGGGUCAAAGGAGGAGAAAACGCUGCUGAGCAGCCCCUGAGUGUCAAGCGGCAUGCUGGUGUGUCUCUCCUCAAAGUGUGAAAUAUUUCAUGUGCCGCAAAUUCAGUCACGCCAUAGCAUCUAUCCUACAAGUCACAGACUUCAUUAUUCAGCUGAAAUCAAGCAAAUGCAAAAAGCUGUUGUUUUUUUAUUUUAGACUGAAAUAUUACAUUUCGUUCUCCCCAUGUCGUCGUGGGGUUUCCUCCGGGUACUCCGGUUUCCCCCCACAGUCCAAAAACAUGCUGAGGUUAAUUGGAGUAGCUAAAAUUGCCCGUAGGUGUGCAUGUGUGAAUGAAUGGUGUAUGAGUGUGCCCUGUGAUGGGCUGACCCCCCAUCCUGGGUUGUUCCCUGCCUCGAGCCCAUUGCUUCCGGGAUAGGCUCCGGACCCCCCGCGACCCAGUAGGAUAAGCGGUUUGGAAAAUGGGUGGAUGGAUAUUACAUUUCAACAAGAAGUGCAAUAUAGAUGUUAGAUCCGUUACUUUGUACAUGCAUGCUUGCUACAAUAUUCAAUAUUCAAUAUUUAACAAUGUCCUGUAUUUAUAUAAACAUGUAAGUAAUACGAUAAUUCAAUAAAACUCAUUGACUACAAAAUACUUUUUAUUGUAUUUGGUUGCAUGUUGUGUCUGGUGUUUUUCCACGUAGUUUCAUGUCUUUUUAUGCUGAUGUCAAUUGUGACUGAUGUGUGAUAAGUGACUUAAUAUUAAAAAACAAUGUUAAGGUUUUCAGAUGUAUUUUAUGUUGCUUCGUUCCUUGGGUUUUUAAAUAAAAAUGACAGUAUUUCA
This is a messenger RNA of Brienomyrus brachyistius, 1823 nucleotides long. It is a transcript of the gene gja13.1, whose product is annotated as gap junction protein alpha 13.1. The transcript is spliced from 2 exons. The record is from RefSeq and is a predicted model, not a curated record. NCBI's taxonomy places the organism in Eukaryota, Metazoa, Chordata, Actinopteri, Osteoglossiformes, Mormyridae. Gene Ontology annotation, cellular component: connexin complex. The coding region runs from base 155 to 1042 and encodes 295 amino acids. Gene Ontology annotation, biological process: cell communication.